Molecule: messenger RNA, 4762 nt
Organism: Trichobilharzia szidati
Lineage: Eukaryota; Metazoa; Platyhelminthes; Trematoda; Strigeidida; Schistosomatidae
Source: the annotation of a GenBank genome assembly
CUUCAACACUCUAAUUCAUGAUGAAAUGUGGAAUAAAGUGGCUAGUGAUAUCCUAAAAACACCGUCUUUUAAAUCAAAUUUAGACAAAAGAAUUAACACAGAUAUAAUGUCGAUGAUCAAGCUACUGCCCAGUUAUGAAAAACUAUUGAAUAGUUUAAAAGAAAAGCUACAGCAUACCAUAAACUCAUGUCAAACUGAUGAUUAUGAAAAUUUGAUUCGAACACUAUUACAUCAUUCCAUGGAGAAUAUCCAAUCCCUGGAUGAAUAUCCUGAGCUUUCACUGCUGCUAAACUCAUCAUCUUCAUUGUCAGUGAAUGAAAUCUCUGAAUUAUGCAAUCGACUUGCCAUUGAAUCAAUGAAUUUCCAAGGUAACAAGGAGGAUGGGGAUGGGGAUAAAUGCUUGUCAAAAUGGAAACAUUUUCAUCUGUGUUCUUCACGUCCUAAUUCAUCACCGUCAUCUGAGACGACAGGCGGGAGCUCAUUAACUCUAUGUGCGAAGUCUUCAUCUACGUCAUCUUCGUCGUCCUCAUCUCCAUCUCGACACGGAUAUGCUUCAUCGAAAGGUAUAAAGCAAAAGAGCAAUGAGGAAGUUAAGCAUAACAUUAAGCAAUCAUUUAAACAGAAAGCCUUCAAUGAACAAUAUUUAAGAAAUUCUGUUGAAGACGAUGAUUUUCAAUGUCGUAAUAGUCUGUCAAAUAUGCAAAAUUCAAUUUAUUCAUUCAGUGAUGCUGAUUCAUCAUUUUCUGGUUAUUUUAAUAAUGUUGGAUUCACUGUAAUGAACCAAGAUCAAUUGAUCAGUUUAGCUAGUGCUUUAGACAGUCGUUCAAGUCGUUUGGACUGUCGUCAAAAAGCUUUGAAACAAUUAGUUCAUUUGCCGAUAAUUGAUAUACAAGCUUGUGAAGUGUGGACAUAUUUAAAUGACCAUGCUACUGCAACUGCUAAUGAUAAUUCAUCAUUGUUGCUGAAAAGAGACAACUCUUCAAGUUUAAUCGAUACACCUACUUCUCACAAGUUACCUAAUACAUCAAAAUUCAAAAAAUCCGGUGCUGUUCAACGAUUCAUUACACCUGAUGAGAAUUUAUUAUCCAUGCAUGGUGACAUUGGUGAUUAUAAUGACAAUUCUAUGAAUACUACUAAUAACAUAAAUAGUAGUAGUAGUAAUAGUAGGGGUAAUAGUAUAAAAAUGAUUACAGCUGGUGGUUUAAGACGUGGCCUGGCUGAUGCAUUGAACGAUGAAGAUGACACAUUGUGGAGUCUUUCGUUACGGUAUAUAAGUAAAGGACUUUCUACUACUCCGCCGAAUAUUCGUGAAACCUACAGUCUUUUAAUUGAAUAUCUUCAAGUACAAUUCGUUAGAAAUGCACAUCAAUAUCCACCUCUUAUUGAUGGUAUCGAUUUUGAUGAGAGUCGUAACCAGCGUGUUUUAAGGGCGUGCUAUUUAAUGAAUAAAUUUCAUCAGACAAUUCCAUCUUAUUGGAUUCGUUAUUCAGAACAAUUUGUCAAUGAAAUUAUUGAAAAGUGUUUAGCCAUUCUAUGUAUUGGUUGUGACCAGUAUAAUCAUGAUCAGAAUAAUAAUGAACAACUUUGCAUAAUGCCAAUUCAUUUAUUCAGUCUUGUUGAUUGUGAUGCUAAAUGGUGUAUCCAAUCCACUCAUGGUGCCUAUUGCUGUAAUGCUUUGAUUAGUCAGUUGAAGAGAAACUCUGCACUUUUUGAAUUCAGUGUACGCGUAUGCUUAAUGUACAUGAAUAAACCUGCUAAUUCAGUAACAAGUAAGAAUUUACUGGCCAGCAAACAAGGAAACAAUCAUAAGAAUUACUAUUCUUACGAAGAAUUGGUUUACGCUUCAUUUCUCCAUUCUAUACAUCUAAUAUGUCGUGUUAUCUGCUUUUCACAUGGACGUAACUUAUUCCCAAUUGUAUUGAAAUGUAAAAAUACCGCUGCAACAACCACUGCUGCGACAAGCAACAACACUACAGGAACGGUAAACUCAGAUCAGUUUGUGGUUACAGUGAAUGUAUUUCUCUGCACAAUGUUACAAUUCCUGUACAAGAAUACAUUUACAACAGAAGAUAUACAUCUGUCUCAACAUCCGUUUACAGUGAUGAAAAAUUGUUUAACCAAACUUGCCACAUAUGAAUCAGUUUGUAAGAAUUGUUUUGGAAGUAUUACUAGCCUAGAAAAGAGUGAAAAGUUACAGAGCUGUAGCAUACGACAUCAGCAGUCAUCGCUGUCAUCCUCAUUUGAUUCUGAAGAUCAAAUAUUUAUCCGAUUGUUAGUUCAAUAUCUGUCAGAAUGCCUUUCAUACACGGAUACAAAACUACAGCCAGUUUUUGUCUGUAAACUGGAGGCACUUAUUGAAAUAUUAUACAAUAUAUUAUCGCAUAGAACUGGUCAAAUAAUGUGUCAAAAUUUGAUAAGCGAACCGUUGAACUUGAUCGAAAACUUGUUAAAUUUUGCACUGAAGCUGUUAAAUACGUCAACGAAAACUAUUAAAACUUGUAAUGCCAAUGAUCAGUCUUCCCAACAUCAUCAUCGUCUACUGAAUGUAGUUAUCAAAGUAAUUCAUUGUGGUCAAUAUGUGAUUCGACGUUCUACAAAUUUGCAUUUUGAUAGUGUGCAUCAAUUCAAUGCCAUGUUGGUCAGCGCAUGGCAUCAAAUAGUUAAUUUGCAGUCAACUUCGAAUGUUGACCCUAAACUAGACGAUUCAACAUGGGGAGAAUUUUUAUCAAAUUUAAAAGACUGUUUAAUUCAUUCACUUGGCUAUCCAGUUGGAAUUGAAUCAUUGAGCAGUGCAAAUUUAUUAACACGCUGUAUAGACUACUUACAAAAGUAUCUUACCAGUCAGUGUAAUAUAUCUUUUAUCAGACCGCAUACAUUUGGCUACUUGUUAAGUCAACUGGCAUUGAAUAAAUCUAGCCUACUGGGUUUGCAUAACUCGCAUAUUAUUGAACUAUUAGUCAGACAAGCCUGGAAAUCAAUUGAAUAUUUUGAGUGUACUGGUCAUACAGAGUUAACUGGGAAUUAUUCAUCCAUGCAGAGGACAUUUCAUCCACCGAUAUGGUCUAUUGAUCCAAUUGAUAAAAUAGCUUAUAAGCCUUUUAUCAAUUUGGUUCGAGUGACAACAUCAUAUGAAUUUAUACAAACUUUAAUGACAACCGCUCAGUUGAUUACAAAUAAAGAAAGUUAUAACAGCGUCACCGAUAUACCAACAAACAUCUCUGGAUUUCUUGACCGUGUCGUUUUCAUAAAUAAUGUGCCUAAACUUCAAUCACUAUUUAAUCCAGAACAGUGUCAGUUAUUCGGCCUAAGACUACUCUCCUGUAUAAUAUCUUGUUUGGAUUCCCUCCUAUGGUUUGAAGCCCACUGUAAUUUAUCCAAUUUCUUGCUAAGUUAUCAAAGUGAGAAAAGAGCUUCAGAUACAAGUUCAAAUGUUGUUUUUGAUGCAUUGACAAUUGAACGAAAUUACUUAUUAGUGAAAAUAUUCUUCAUCGGUGGACCAAAUGAACGUGAACUACCACCAAGAGUACUUUGUCAGCAUACAAAUCGUUUAUAUCCUUAUCCUAUUCUUCGAAAUAAACCAGCCUACAAUGAUCAUGUCUUUCAUGAUAGUUAUUCUGUCAAUAAUAAAACCGUAAAAAAGUGUGAACAAUCUCCCUGUAAGAAUUGGUAUACUGAAUUAUUUAAAGUACCACUACCACUGUUAAUAUGUGAUUUACUGCCCUCCGACCAGUUGAUGCUAAAGGAUACAAUUACAUCGUAUGAAACUGCUGUAGAAUGGAUGAACAAAUGUCACAAUAUCUUCAAAACUUCUAAAACUACUGUCAGUCGUGAUCAGAAGAAUAUUCAAGAGAAAACUAAAGAUGUAGGUGAUUAUCUGAAUCAAUGUCUGCUAGCGAUGAGUUAUUUACCUGAGUCGAAUACCAAUCUUCAACCGCUACCAAAAGUUAACGAAGAUGAUGUUAAAAAGUUUCCACUUUCAAAGAUGGAUGAGAUUGCUAUCGAUUGGACUAUACGUUAUGGUCAACGAAUUGGUUUACUGCAAAGAUCUCAGUCAAAUUACAGUGAAGAUUAUAAGUAUUUCUACGAGCAGCUGCAUAUUCUUAUGCGUACAGUUCGUUUAUCCUUUCAGAAAGAAGAUCAGUCGCCCUCUAGACAAAGAGACCAAGAUGAGCCAUUCGAUUGGUUUGUGGCUACAAUAUUUCUUAUAUACAAUACAAAUUAUAAAAGUGCUUGGAAUUUCUUAUCCAGCUUUUCUAAACUUCCUCAUUCCCUUUACCUUUGGCCUAACAGAUGCAAACAUACUAAAUUUCGUGAUGUCUUCUAUUUAAAAUCAUGCCAAUACUUUGAGCAUUUAUUAGCUAUUGAAUGCUCAAAUAUAUUCAGUGUAUUUGUCAUGUCUGAGAUUAGUCCAGUUCAAAUAUAUUUAAGAUGGACAAAUCAAUGCUACUGGAAUUAUUUUGAUUGGUUCAAUAUCCUGAAUUAUUUAUCCGUCUGCUUGCUGAAUCCAGUUCAAUUUCAAAUCUAUGUAAAUAUUAGUAUUAUAAAACAUCUUGGUCCAGCCUUACUUCAGGCUACAAAUGAACAACCGACUAGUCAAGAACAACAACAAGAACAGCUGCUAAUAUUCUUACAGGAAGAACCAAUCAGAGGAUUCGAUUAUAUCAAAUAUCUUUCAUAUAUGUAUCAAUUAGAUCAAAAGUAUACUAAACAACUGAAAAAUAUGAAUGAAUGUACCAAUGACGAUGCACAGAGCAAUCAAUAA